AUGCAGGAACAGAAAGAAGAUUAUAAAAAUCAAGAAUCUCCAGAAUUACAAGAAAAAAUUGACGAACAACAAAAAGAAAUUUUACAAUUAAAGAAAGAAAACGCAGCUUUAAAAGACCGCUUAAGGUCUGUAAAUAUGAGGAACAUCAAUAGGAAUUUAAAAAGAAAAACAAAAACAAUUGAAAUUUUAAAGGAAGAGGUGAAGGUUUUAAAACAGAAAGAAAUGAAUAAAAAAAAUACAAAAGAGGAAAAAGGUGUCCAAUGUAACACUUUUAAAACAUAUGUCAAAAAUAUUAAAAAAGAAAUGGAUCUUUUAUUAGCAGAGAAAGAAAAUAAUGAAGAAAAAUCACAAGACUUUGUACAGGUAGAAAAAAAUUUAGAUUUCAAAGAUAUGUCUAAAGGAAAACCUUUUAAUUUUAAAUUAAGAAAUUUAUAUUAUAUUUUUAGAAGCCAUAAUGUUGGCAUUGUACAUAUUGCACCUAUUAUUGAAGCUGUUUUAAAGUUGUUUGAUAUUAAUGUAAAAAAUUUACCGAGCAAAAGUACGGCAGCUGUGUUGAGUAGUGAAAUGGGUGUUGUUGCCAGAAAUCAACUAAAUGAAACUCUUUUAACUUGUACAAAUACAACAAUGCAUAGAGACGCAACGACUAAAAAAGGCAAACAUUUUUAUGGCGUAAAAUUUAACACAGGAGAGAAAAUUUUAACAGCAGGUGUGAGAGAAGUUUGUAAUGGAAAGAGUGAGACAUAUGUCAAUUGUACAAAAGAGAUUAUAAAUGAUUUAUCCUCUAGCAAAAAUGAUGCUUCAAAUAUUUUAAAUUCAGUUUACUGUUUUAUGACAGACAGAAGCGCAACAGAACAAAAAGUAAAUGAUAUUUUAAGCAAAGAUAUUUCACAUACUGUUCAUUCUUUUAAAUGCUGCAUUCAUCCACUUUUACAGUUCUCAGAAGUGUGCUUUGCAGAGGCUUUUAAUAUUGAGAAGGAGUUAGAAGUUAAUUUUAAUGGGUAUUCAAAUUCAUUGAAAGAACCUUUUAUUUUGUUUCUUUUAAGAAAUGUUUCAAAGUUUUUUUACAAAGAUGGUGCUGGGGAUCCAAACAUUUCAGACAUUUUUAUGAAAUAUCAUGGAGUAGAAAAAAUUCCAAUUAUGAAUUUCAGAGGAAACAGGUUUAAUGUUUCUUUUCAUAAUGCAGCAGGUACAUUUUUUAUCCAUAAACUUUUAUUACAAUAUAUGUUCUCUAUGAAAAGUUCAUACUCUUUUUUACAGAAUUUCAUUGUUUUAUCUCUGCAAAAUAAGGUUAUUUUAUGUCUUUUAAGAGCUUUAGGAAUUUUAUGCAAAUUAAUUACAGAGCCUUACUUUGCAAAGGCGUCAGAAGUUGGGACAUUAUUAGAUAUGGGUUCUGUAUAUCAGAGACUUUUAUUUGUUUUGAAUAUGUAUUAUGAAAAUCCAUUACUGGCUCUAAAACAAGAGUUAAGAUUAUUUUAUGGACCACAGUUUUAUGACAAUGUUUCAGACUUUUUAUUUGAUUGUUGUUUACACAACGAUCUAACCGCUGUAUUUUUAAAAAGAUUUUGUGGUGUUUUUAAAACAAAAGUUGAGAAAAUUUUUAAUGACUUUUUGUCAGGUGGUAAAUAUUUUAAUGUAACUCAAGAUAUUUUAGAAGAAUGUUCCUCAUGCGUUACAAACAAUAUUUGUGUAGAAAGACUGUUUGGAAAGUUAGAUUAUAAUUUAAAAGCAGGCCCAACAACCAAUAUAAAUACAAUUGAAAGUGUGAUGAUUUUUAAUGACAAUGAUACAAAGGAAUGGCUAGAGGAGAAAGAUGAAAGUGAACUAAAAUUAAUAGUCGAAAAUGCUCGGAAGGAAAACCGAAAGUUCAUGGCCUUACAGAAGGAAAGAAAAGACAUAUUAUUUCAACAACAUAUACAAGGUUUGAAGGAGAAAGAAGAGGAGACAAAGAAGAAGAAAGAGAGACAGACAGAGGGUGUAGACAAAGCUUUAGAGGAUAUGAGGAAGCAAGGAAUUUGGGAAAACAAGGAUAUGAUUGAGAAUGAAAUUGAAAAGUUGAAAACAAAGAAGGAGAAACUAUCUGCUCUUAAAACUCAGAUAAAUAUGUAUAAAAAAGUUUUUAAAAUUAGCAAAGAGCACAAACAUUUAUGCCAGUAUUCGAGCAAGGGCAAACAAUUUGAUAUUAUACAACUGAAAAAUAAUUUAUUACAACUCCUGAAUAUACGACAAACAUGUGUUAAUGUGAUUCCUAGUGACCUUGUGGGGAAAGAAAUAAUACACACAUGGACUAAUAGUGAUGGGGGGAACUCUGAUUGGGAAGGACAGAUUUUAAGUUAUAAGGAUGGAGUUUUUAAACAUGUCACAUGUCAGUAA
Messenger RNA from Saccostrea cuccullata (small rock oyster), 2370 nucleotides. RefSeq lists its product as uncharacterized. The coding region runs from base 1 to 2370 and encodes 789 amino acids. Lineage: Eukaryota; Metazoa; Mollusca; Bivalvia; Ostreida; Ostreidae. The record is from RefSeq and is a predicted model, not a curated record. Gene Ontology annotation, molecular function: 3'-5'-RNA exonuclease activity. The transcript is spliced from 2 exons.